AUGGCCGCCUGCCUGUUGCGGGUAGCGCAGAAGGCCCUCCGCGGCUUGCGCGCGCAGCAGACACCACCUUGGCCGGGAAUCAGGCUGCGCUUCGCCAACCGGCACCUGUGGCACGGCAUCCUCAUUCAAACUACGAAUGCUGUGGCGAAGGGGCGGGGAUCGGCAGCUAAAAACUCCUUAGAAAGAGGACUUCGCACGCUGGAGUCCGGAACAAAACAAGAAGAGCCUGAAAAAUCGAGCAAAGUGAGUCUUUGCCUUUGUGGGCGGGUAAAGCCAACAUUCGGAUGGGCAGAAGAUGUGAAGCCGUCCUGUUGCAGCCAAUGCAAGGCAGAAGGGAUGGUGAAGCUUCGGGGUCCCAAGUGCAGAUAUGGCCGUGCAUGGCCAGUGUUCGGGAUGCCUGGUGAUGAGCGACCGACUUGUUGCAGCAAGUGUAAAGCCGACGGCAUGGUGGAUAUCAAAAACCGAAAGUGCCAGUGCGGAAAAGCCCGGCCGUAUUUUGGUUUUCCCAACGAUGCUCGUGCCACCUGCUGCAGUAAAUGCAAGCAUCAUGGCAUGAUGGACAUCAAGAAUCUCAGGUGCAGAUGCAGUAAAGCUCGGCCUUCGUUUGGAUUUGCAGAUGAUGUGCGACCUACUUGCUGCAAGCAGUGCAAGGCAGCUGAGAUGGUGGACAUCAGAAGUCCCAGAUGCAAGAUGUGCAAGAAGCAGGCGCGCUAUCCAGAUGAAGCUGGUCGGCCAAAGCAACUUUGCGCGGUUCAUUCAGCUGAAGUGGGAGCUCACGUGCUGUCCUCGCCCCGUCGAUCCCGGACGGCCAGUGAGUGCUUUGAUGCUUUGGAGGCCGAGUGGGGCCACAAGCCCUUCCGCUACAGAUUUGACAUCAAGACGGGCACCUGGUCCGGUGAGGAGGUUGCAGGGCUGGUGCCAAGUCGAAACCUGCAGCCAGACGCCUACGACCCAGAGGCCCGCAAAAUAUUCGAGUUUCUGGGGAAUUACUUCCACGGAUUCCCUCCGCACCAUCCACAGCAAUUCAGCUGA
Messenger RNA from Effrenium voratum, 1032 nucleotides. The record is from the annotation of a GenBank genome assembly. NCBI's taxonomy places the organism in Eukaryota, Dinophyceae, Suessiales, Symbiodiniaceae.